Molecule: messenger RNA, 2993 nt
Organism: Rhodofomes roseus
Lineage: Eukaryota; Fungi; Basidiomycota; Agaricomycetes; Polyporales; Fomitopsidaceae
Product: Rho GTPase activation protein
Exons: 12
Coding region: 240-2945 (901 amino acids)
Biological process (GO): regulation of GTPase activity
Source: RefSeq, a predicted model, not a curated record
GGUGCCUCGUCGCGCUGCGUAUAUCCCAACGGCCUCUGGCUACCGGCCUCCAGCUGCCUCCAGCCCCGCCGCCCGCUCUCCAACAUCAGCUCGCCAGUCUUCCUCUUACGGCAGCGCCAAUCUCGCGGAUUCUCGCCGGCGCUUCUGCCCAGCUUUCGCCGCUUUCGGACAACGCUUGCCUUAAAUCCCCCCGCCGCCGUCGCCUUCUGUAGCUUAGCCCUUGUAGCCCUGCCCACCCCAUGUCCUCCUCCAAGUCGCCCAGGCGCCAGUCCUCCUCUCGCCCGCCCACAACCCGCCGGAAGCCUUCCCAGUCCGCCGGCAAGGAAUUCCGGGUCACCGCCGAAGUAUGCCUCUCAGCGAAGGCCUCUGCCGCGUUGCGCAAGCCAACUGUUCUGUACAAGCGGAGCCACGACAGGCUCGACAAGUCCGGCGAAUCCCCAAGAAAGUCUGUCGACUCUAGCUCCAGGAAAGUCAAGGAGAAAACCAGUUGGCUCAGCCUGGGCCGCCACUCGCCGACGGAACAAUGGAAGCCCGCAAUAUGUCAACUAGUGGAAGAGGACGAAGCAUGUAUUCUGAAUAUAUAUCUAGAAGAAACAAUGUUGUAUCAGUCGAUCUACGUGUAUUCUCUUAAUCACACAGAUAUCCGACCUAUUCACCACUCGCUCUUCGACCGGAAGGACUGUCUAGGCAUCUACUGCGUACCCGGCCAGAUGUGGUGCGCGGUGCCCUCCUCCGACCCAGUCUUCCUCCGCCUCCCGGACGAAGAGACGCUCAACCUCUGGCUCGCGCUCCUGCGUUCCUACGCCGUCCCGGAGACGUACGGGCGCUGGCUGUCGCCGUCCGACGGCGGGCUCUACCGCAUGUGGCGCCAGGUCGAGCUCACCUGCCACCAGGGCCGCAACCUCGGCACCGCGCGCCCGCUCAACCCCGCCGCGGCGGGCGCGGUGCCGGACGACCCGUCGAGCCUCGUGGCGGGCGAGCCCGACACGACGCGCGGCGAACCGGACGCGCUCGACCUCGACGUCUACUGCGAGAUCUUCGUCGACGGCUGCCUGUGCGGGCGCACCACGGUCAAGCGCGGGCUCGGUGCGCCCGACUGGCUUGAGCGCUUCGUCCUCGCAGACCUCCCCCAGUUUGAGAACCUCGAGGUCGUCGUGCUGAGGGAGAAGAGGUUGUCGAAGCCCGUCGUGGUGGGCGUGGUGUCGAUUGCGCUGAUGAACUUUCGGAGAGGCGAGCAUAUCGAUGGGUGGUUCCCCGUGCUGUCGCCGAACCCGGGGACGUAUGCGCAGACGGGCGAGCUCAGAUUGAAGCUAAGGGUAGACGAAGAGAUCAUCCUCCCGUUUUCCGAGUACUCUGGGCUGCUCCAGACAUUCUCGUCAAGAAACAGUUUGGACUGGCUAGUGGACCUCGAGUCAAGGCUCAAGCUCAAGAACACGAUACCCCACCACAUCAUCUCCAUCGCAAUAGCCAAGGACGUGCUCGUUCAUGACAUCCUGGAGAUGGCCGACCGAGAGGUUGACGGCACACUUUCAUCACACAACACGCUCUUCCGCGGGAACACCGUCCUGACGAAGACGGUCGAGCUCUUCAUGGCGCGCUACGGGAGCGCGUUCCUCGAGGCGAGCGUCGGCGCGCCCGUGCGGCGCGUGUGCACGGACAAAAUCGCGAUCGAGGUCGACCCCUUGCGCUCGGGCAAGGGCGCGCGCAGCACGGAGAAGAACGUCGAGGCGCUCGUAUACUGGUGCCAGGAGUUUUGGAACUCGAUCUACGAGGCGAGGCAUGAGUGUCCUGCGGAGAUGCGGAGGCUGUUUGAGCAUGUCCGCAGGCUGGUCGAGAGACGGUACGGCCUGCAUGACGAGCAGAAUAGGGACCUGCCGUCGCAGAGCGUGUCGGCUUUCUGCUUCCUGCGCUUCAUGGUCCCUGCUAUAUUGCACCCGCAUUUGUUCGGGCUUUGGCCAGGGCUUCCGGACGCCCGUGUGCAGCGAAGUCUGACCUUGAUCGCGAAGGUCAUCCAGAACCUCGCCAACCUGAACGCAAGCGUGCAGAAGGAAGACUUCAUGCGCGGAGUGAGGGAUUUUCUGACCAACAGCGUCCCGCAUAUGGUCGACUACAUCGUCGUCGUCUCAACACCAGAGCCCCAGUCACCCAGCACGUCAUCUCCGCCGAUCGUUGACAAGAGCGACCGCCUCCGCAUCAUGCACACGCUCCGCCAGCGCGGGCUCGCCGCGCCCGUUCUCUACCGCGAAGCCACCCCACUCCUACCGCACGUCCUCGACCUCCCGCGGCACCUCGCCGUCGUCAGCGCGCUCGUCGUGCGCUACGCCCACGCGCGCAACUACACGCCCUCGACGUACAUCCACUCCGGCACCGGCGACCACUUCGACGAGUUCUGCACGCGGUGUCUCCAGGUCGAGGAGCGCGCGCUGUUCCGCGUCAGCCAGCUCGCGAGCAAGCCGCGGCGGCAGCCGUCGCAGCCGAGCAUAUCCUCUCCCCUCGCCGCCAGUAUACCCCUCCCGCCUUCACCAACAUCACCCAUGAAGAUUCCCGGGCGGCGGGAACGGCGGAUAUCCCUGCCGAAGAGCCCCAAGCUGCCGAAGAAGUCUGCGCGGCCGUCGACUGCGCCUGGGACGGAUUCGUCGCCAUACACUGAACCGGAGUCGAUGCCGAUGAGCCCUACGAGUGACCCAGAGCAUAUGUUGUCCCAGUCCGCUCCCAAUGCUGUGGAGAGUGUGCCCUCCCCGGACAGGACGCGUUCUUUGCGACGCCUAAAUACGCCCUUCUCCAAACAACCACGGUCUUCGUCGACUGACUCCGCGCUCACCCGUAAAGCGACUGGAGAGCGCAUCACACGUACUUCGACACGAACGCAAGAAGCGAGUAACGACUCUACUGACGACUCAACCAGGAAGCGGAAGAGCAUCUUCCGCGGCAUCCUGCGACGAUGACCCUCGAAGAUGCACACAUGUAUCGGUUGCUUUUUACAUAUAUUAUGC